Patella vulgata (common limpet) is the source of this 5705-nucleotide messenger RNA. Its product is annotated as beta-1,4-galactosyltransferase 7. Gene Ontology annotation, molecular function: xylosylprotein 4-beta-galactosyltransferase activity. NCBI's taxonomy places the organism in Eukaryota, Metazoa, Mollusca, Gastropoda, Patellidae. Gene Ontology annotation, biological process: proteoglycan biosynthetic process; carbohydrate metabolic process. The coding region runs from base 254 to 1240 and encodes 328 amino acids. The record is from RefSeq and is a predicted model, not a curated record. The transcript has 6 exons.
UGGGUUUGACAUAUCGUCAAGUUUGAAACAGUUUUGGUAUAAUAAUAAGCUUAUUUGUCUAUGUAUGCAGCCAACUCUCAUGAAAACUAUUUUGCUCUAAGUAGACCAAUACUUGGAAUUUCUGGAAGUAGGUGAGCCAGAGGUGUGAUCUUUAAUUAAGAAAGAAACUUAGUUAAAUGGAAUGACUCACUAUAAGAAUAAAGAGAUUUAAAAGACAAAACAUCACCAAGUGUGUGGAAGUUUAAAUUAAUGGAUGGCAAGAGUUCUUCGAAGAGUGUUCUACAAAUACAGACUUUUUCUGUUCUUCAUUUUAAUGUUGACAAUAAUUGGAUCAUGUUUUCUUGCCCUUUAUCCAAUACAAGAACAAAAAAAUACCAGAGAAGUAAAAGAUGACAAAGGUGAAAAUGUUGUUAGGGAAGAAACUAAAAAUGUGAUUAAUAAACAUGAAGAUGAAUCUCCAGCUACUGGUCAUAGGUUAGCUGUUAUAGUUCCAUUUCGUGAUAGAUUUGAAGAACUUAUGGACUUUGUUCCCCAUAUGACAAAGUUUUUAAAUGCACAAAAAGUUCACCACAAAAUAUUUGCAAUAAACCAAAUAGAUAAUUAUAGAUUUAAUCGAGCUUCCUUGAUCAACAUAGGUUUUUUAGAAAGUAAAUCACAAUGUGAUUAUAUAGCUAUGCAUGAUGUUGACCUUCUUCCUUUAAAUCCAGCACUGAGCUAUAGUUAUCCUGAAAAUGGAGCUUUUCAUGUUGCAGCACCCGAGUUACAUCCCUUAUAUCAUUACAAAAAGUUUGUUGGUGGCAUUCUAUUAGUGAAAGGCAGUGAUUUUGAAAAGUUAAAUGGUUUAUCUAAUAAAUAUUGGGGUUGGGGUCUUGAAGAUGAUGAGUUUUUUGUUCGUAUGAAGAAACUUGGCAUUACGAUCACACGACCAGUUGGAAUAACAACAGGUAAUCAGACAUUUAAACAUGUACAUGACAGACGUCGAACCAGAGAUAAAAGUAGAUUCUUUGAUCAAAAAGAGAAAACAAGACGAUUAGAUAAAAUAACAGGAGUGAAUUCUGUUGAUUAUACAGUGGAUAGUAAACAUGAAUUAACUAUUGAUGAUGGCUGUGUAACAGUUAUAAAUGUCAAGUUAAAAUGUGAUUUAGACUUUACCCCAUGGUGUCUUAUGAAAGAAGAUCAUGAGGUUUAUCUAAAAUUAAAAGAAAGUCAAGCAAACAAAAACAAAAUUAAGAAAAAAUGAAAAGAUGUUAUUAAAGCUUGCAAUUAUAUCUUGUAUCAUUUAUCUUGAUUUAAAGCUGAUCAUCAUUUGCCUUUUGUAGACAAUAAUUAAUUUUUCACGGCUAAUCCACCCUGAAAUCUACUCAGAUUUAUUAUUUACUGUUUGAUUAAGAAAAGAAAAUAUCAAUGGUAUAUAUAAUUUUUCGACUUGGAUUCAAUUGUAUUUAAAAAGGCCCCAUCAAACAAUUCCAUCCGACACUUAUAUAGGUGGUGCUGGUUUGUUUAUCUUGUAGCUAUUUUGUAGCUAAUCAGAAUUAACUAUUUUUAGAUUGAUGAUAUUCCCUUUUGAGAUUCGACGUUCACAAUAUUGUUGUUUCAAAAUCCCUCAAAUGAUCGGCAGCUUUAAACAGUGAUAACUCACUACACUUAAGAAAAGGUUUUCUGAAUUUACUGUGUUCCAUGUUAAUUACGAGACUACUGUUUAGAAUGUUGUAACAAUUGUUUAGAAUUAACAAAAGACCUGUCUAGUUUAAAUGUAGCCAGGGAUAUGAAUUUAUAUAAGCUUAGACUUGCUUUCAAAUCCAUUAUAUCAGUAUUAUAUAUAUAGUGUAUAUACACAUGGAAAAGCGUCAGGUUUACAAAUGUUCAGUUUUCAUUUAAUUAGUUAAAACUAACAAUUUUUCAGUAAAUCAGUUAUAAAUUCACAGAUUUGAGUAAAUUAGUUAGAAACUAACAAUUUGUAUCACCUAUAUCGAUUGAAUGGAUGGGUGGAUUCAUCUCAGAUAAGGAUUUGUAGACCUGAAAUUCAACAGGAUGGAAUGGGUUCUUACUGUGGGUAUCAAUCAAACAUUAAGAUUUUUAUAGAAUAGAUAUAUAUGUUUAACUAUAUGCAUGUUCUAUUAUUUGUUACUUUGUUAUUAACCUUUAUUAUGUUAUAGAUACUUGCUUAUUUUUCGGGAGCCACGGUGGCUAAGUGGGUAAGACGCUGGGUCGCUAGCCUGGAGGUCGCGUGUUUCCCUGCAUUGGCCAAGAAAGUUCAUCGGGAUUUUCCGACGUGGUUUCCCCUUGUCAGUUUUGCAGGACGGAGGACCUGAUAAGGACAGCUGUCCAGUCAUUUGGAUGAGACAAAAAACUGAGGUCCUGUGUAUACAUUGGCGUGCGCAUAAAAGAUCCCUUGGCAGAUGCAAUUCGAUAUAAGUGUAGGCCAUAGUGUUGCUGCCCGGGCAAAAUUUCCCUUGUAGCACACUGUAUGGCGUAUGCCCGUCUUCAUUAUCUCCAGCGGAGCAGAUCAGUAGGACGUUUAACCCCAUUUCAUUUCAUGCUUCUUUUUUUUUCAACUAUUUCUAAAAUCUACAUAUUAUUAAAAGAUGUUUUUGCAUCUCUGUCCCACUUUUUGGGACACAAUAACUCUGCUUCUAAUUGAGGUAGAAUGUUUAAGCUUGGUGUAGAUGAUGUUCAACAGUAUGUGAAUGUAUUGACUGUUGACUGAGUUCGAUGAUCAGUAUUUUCUGCUUGGGUUAAGCAGAGAUAAGCGAUUUGAUUGCCAAAGACUUUUGAACACAAUAAAUCAAGCUUCUAAAUGAGGGGGAAUGAAAACAGUUUGAUUGCUUGAUUGCAAGUAAUUAAUUAUUUUGGGUUUCAGGCAUUGGACAUCAGUCUGUUUGCUUUAAUACUGUUACAGAUAUUAUAAGAGUGGCUAUGAAGACCUGGUUUUCCCUGAGUAUCAGUGACUAGUUUGGUUCGUAUUGAACUCUUCAGCCUGACUGAUUGGUCUCGCUUUGCAUGCUUUUUUAUUUAUACUAUUCAGAAACCCCAGGGUUUCCAUGGUGACUAAUUGGCGGGGUUACCAGGGUUGGUCUCUUGGCGGCGUUUGUGAAUUUAUUACCAGGGUUGGUAGCUUGCUUACUCGGAUUGUACAGAGAUUUGAUGACUGAUGGUUUAGAUUAAAGUGCUAGUGUCCAUAUUUAUGCUAACUACGAUGCAUUGUGUUGGAUUGAGACAUGUUACUCGUCAUAACAAUAAAAGGUUGGUAUAUAGACAAGGAUGUUGAGGUAACACCUGUGAGGCUAAAUAUAAAUCUAAAGUUGGAACGCCCAGAGGUAGAAAGUUGACCGUCCAGUUAAUUCAACGGACAAUCUCAUCUCGAUCUAAAAAAGAAAGACAAAUAUCAGUCGCCUCCCACUCCCGAUUUCCAAGGCAUUUUAGUCCGAACCUUGACUGUCAUAUAAUUAAACUAUUUGGUACUAACCUAAAUAUAUUAAACCCCUCAGGCGCCAUGUUGAAUUACUCAGUAUUAAACAUUCAAAAACCAUACUACAUUAUGGAAUCAACGACAAAUCUAACCUUGGGCACACUGACCCUUUUGGACUUUGCUAUACUGUUACAGGUACUUAUAUUUCUAUCAUAUAAACAUAUUGUGUUUCUUGUAUAAUCAGACAUUGAGGGAUUCAGUCUCAUUUUUACAAAUUAUUUAUUCACUUUUUAAUAUUACAUCACUAUAAGUGGAGUUUAAACACAGUCCAUAAUAGUAUGAAAUUUAGAAUGUAGAUAUAUUAUAUAGUUUAAAGAUUAUUGGUCGUGCUUUAAUUAGUUAAAAGCCUAAUAAAUAGAUAAUUGAGAAAUUAGCACUUGUGGUAUUGGAGUUGAAUAAAGGUCCACUUUGAGUUUCAUUUGUUGAAAUAAUACUAACACAUCAUAAAGCUACUAGAAACAGAUAGACAAAUAUAUCAGGAAUUACAGUGGACCUUUAUUUAAAAUGUUUAUCCUAUUAUUCCUUGAAAUAUUGUUGAUAUCAAAAUAUUAAACAUUUAUUGGUUUAUUUUAUAUCUCUAUACUUUAUUGAUAUAUUUAUACAAGCUUAUAUAUAUUAUUUAAUUAUAUUUAUAUUCAAUAAAAUAACAACUGUAUAAUUUAACUUGCUAUAGCAAUAAGAAUAUAUGAACUGAUACAAUUAAAGGAGCUAAAUCUCUUUUUUUGGGCACCUAGAAAUGGACACAAAUGCGUCGCAACGCAUAUAAUAGUGUAAUAGGGUAUGAAUGUAUAUAAACUGAUUUUACAGUCAAUCAUUUCCGUUUUUACUCUAAUUUGAAAUUAGUUAUGUUCGGUGAAAUAUGCAAAGAGUCCAAAUUGAAUGGCAGUCUUUGGCAUCUGGUUAUUCUAGUCUACAAUGGUAGUAUUCUUCUGUGGGAUAGUUUAGCUUCGUUCAUCGAGUCGCAUGCCUUUGUUUUAUUUUCAUUUUAUUUGGUUGGUAUUUGCCUUUAUUAUUUGGCUUAAAUAAUGCAAGAUUGUGUUAUCUUUGAGAUAUUCUUCAUUUUGUUUUUAUAUGCCCACAUUGAAAUGUGGUUUUAUAUUGUUGUUGCCCCCGACCAUAGAGGCUACAGUUAAUAUCUGAUUGACUUUAAAUUUAUUCACAGUAUAUAAGGCCAUGAGACAAAGAAGCCCAUUCAUUUUCACUUAUUUCCGAUAAUUACUGCCAGAGUUAUGGCCCUUGAUAACUUUGAAAAAUCUUGUGGACGCUCUAGAGGCUACAGUUAAUAUCCGAUUGACUUUAAGUUUAUUCACAGUAUAUAAGGCCAUGAGACGAAGAAGCCCAUUGAUUUUUACAAAUUUCCGAUAUUUACUGCCAGAGUUAUGGCCCUUGAUAACUUUGAAAAAUCUUGUGGACGCUCUAAAGGCUAAAGUUAAUAUCCGAUUGACUUUAAAUUUAUACAUAGUGUUUAAGGUCAUCAGGUCAUGAUUUUAUAUUUAUACACCGUGUUGACAUUGUUUCGAUUGACUUUAGAUUGAUACACAGAGUUGAUGGUCUUGAGACGAACAAGUAUAUUGAUUUUCAAUGAUUUUUGAUAACUUGAACAGCUAAAUCCAUGGUAUUAAAUGUUUUGUAUACUAAAUGUUAGCAUGGGACAGACAAAUUCUAAUGAUUUUCUGAUAAUUACUUAAUGAAUUGUUACUCUUAAUCAGAUUUGAGUGUAUUAUAAAUGUUUCAUUAGCGACAAAAGUAAAAAAUAUGCUACAACUCUUGUUGACUGACCGGACAAUUUAGUUGCUGUGGGCGUAUUUUUGUUGCCUGGCAACCUAUCUUUUACAUGUAUUUAAAUCUGUAAAAAUGACAAUCUAGUCAGUAUUAAAAUUUGUAUUGCAAUUAUUAUCAUUAUAUAGUUACCCAAACACCAUUUGAUUUAGUAAGAGAGAGAUAAGCUAUUUUUCAGACCAUUCUUUUGGUAUGAAUGAAAAUAUUCUUGUUUCUGUCUUUUCUAUUGAAUUUUUGUUUGGCUUCUAAAGUUGUUUCAAAUUAGAUUAGUUUCAAAAAGAUAGUGUAUUCAUUUGUUAAUUUGUGUCUUCAUUUGCUAGAUCUAAUCAUAUAUAUCAUACCAUGAUUGUACCAAUUAAAAUGUAUUCUGUAUGUUUGGCUUUUGUUCAACAUAAUUAUCACAGAAAAAGAUGAAAUAUUUAAAUCAGUUUACUUGACAAAUAAAUAUUUACAUAUA